AUGGACCCUCAAUCACCGCCGAAACGGAUGACCAGGGCCAGGGCAGCUGCGAAGGCCGCGGACACGUCUUCUACAAGGACGACAAAGAUUGUCACUGCCGCCACCAAGGCCAAAGCGACCCGCACAACCACCACCUCAACAAAGAGGAAACUCAGAUCAGAGGACAUCGACCAAGACGACGAUGACCACGACGAGCUUGACACUGAGCACCAGCCAGCAGCCAUGAAGGCCACAAGACCCACACGGGGACGCCCAAAGAAGGUUGCUGUCGAAGAGCACCCAGCAUCAGAGUCGAAGUCCACAGCAGCUCCGGCACGAGCGACACGAGGCCGCCCAGCCAAAAAGGUGGCACCCGAACCAGUAAAGUCGGAGCCUGUCAAGGCAACCAGGACUGCAAGGGCAAAGAAGGUCCAGCCAGAAGACGAGUCGGCAAAUGCAUCUGCCGAGCCCGCCAAGAAGACCACCAGAGCCCGGAGCGGAACUACGACAAAGUCCACCACGGUCAAGAAGACGGUCAAGUUCGAAGAGCCCGAGAAGGAGAACAUUAUCCCGGCCCCCGCUUCAAAAUCCAAGGCUACUGCAACAUCUUCGGACGCCGCCACCGGGCUGAAGGCAAAGCCUGUGCGCCGUGCCGCUGUCGCCACCAAGACAGGUCGUUCUACUCGCACAACGAAAGCCCAUGACGCCAAGGAGGAUAAACCUGCCGUCCCUCUCAGUCCCAAGAAAGUCACCCAGGUGGCUGCCUGCAGAGACAUGGACUCGGACGACGAGCUGGGCGUCAUGGAAGAGACGCGUUACAAGCCGCUCUUGAAGAGCCCAGUCAAGCCACCAGCAAGCGCCAGAACCGAGCCUAAGCCUGCGGAGCCUCUCUCUCCUGAGCGGACUGAAUCCAGCACUGCCCCUCGAGAGCUUUCUUCCAUCAUCCUGGGCAGUCCUGCUCGCAGGCCACCCCCUUCUCCUCUCAAAGACACUAUGAAGUCACCUGCUCGGCGACUAGGCCCCGCUGCAGCUAGUCUGGAGCCUCCCAGCACAGAUGGCACGCAGAAAGCCAACCCGACUUCCUUCAAAGUUUCUCUUCUUCAGUCUCCGGCCAAGCGCCCUCAAUCCCCUGUCAAGUCAUCUCAGUCUAGAGACCCGGCGGAUCUGAAGCCUGGUUCACCCUUCAAGUUGUCGUUGCUUGGAUCUCCGGCCAAGAGGCCCUUCUCGCCAGUCAAGGCCUCUGCACCAUCCAGGAGACAGGGGUCGGACAACCUGGACGGGCCCCCUAUACCAAAAUCCACACUACUUGCCACACCCGUCAUGGAUGAUCCUUUCACUAGUGCGAAGGCUAGCGACGCUGUCGAGGAAGAGUCCGAGGUGGCUUUGGCUAUGAGCGAGGAGACCCAACAUUUGGAGUCACCCGAAGAUCUUGAAUUCCCAGGCAGACUAUCUGCGGUUCUCCCACGACAUGCAGACCCUGCUCUGAAGGACACCUUGCUGGCGGUGCCCAAGAUUACAGAGGCAAAUGCUGCCACUGGAAUUGCCGCAGAGAGUGACUUUGCCGAAGAUCUGGGCGAUCCCAUGGAGGUCGACGAGAUCACUGCUGUCCCUGUGGUGGAGUCGCCGACGACUGAGGAGGUUGUGCCCCAGCAGCCAGCGCGUCCUUCAUUCAGUCUGAGGCAGAAAGACUUGGAUCCCUACGACGAGGCAGACUCGGAGUCGGACGAUGAGUCGUCCUGCAAAGCCCGACGUAGUGCGCAGUCGCUUUUCGGAGUCCCGGCUACCCCUUGCCCUAGUGGAAGCUCGCGCACACCCAAGAGCAACGGCACCGCGCGCAAAUCUUCGUGUGGUAGCAUGAUCAAGCGAAGGACCACCAACUUUGGCUUCACACCUUUGGCUGAUCAACUCAGCGGUUGGAAGGCCAGCAGCCCACUCAAGACCGGAUAUCGGGUCGAAUCUGACAAGACCCCUGUUGCGAAACCUGAAGCAACCCUCACUGUGAACCGUGGAGAGGCAUCCAUGCUCGAAGAGUCUCCAGCAAGAUCCACCUACUUUGAUGACGAGAUGUCCGUCCGACCUGCCGCAGACUGCAGUAAUGAGGCCGAAUCGCCUAGGGAGGAGAGCUUUGGAGAAGAUGUCGAGACUCCGGUCUUCGAGGAGAUUACUCCCACGGAGGAGGACAUGGCACUUGCUGCCGAGGCCAACGAGAUGUCACUCAUGGAGCCGGAUCGCCUUGGGGAUCUCAUCGAGGAUCAGUAUGAUGACAGUACUUCGGAGGCCAGCCAGGAAUAUGGCGACGAGAACUCUAUCCCGAUAGACCCUACGCUUCUGGGAGCCAAGACUUCCCCUGGCGUGCCGGCGACAACUCCCAAGCGACCGAUCACGACUCGGGAGUUCCACACCGUCUCCAAGGUACCACUCAAGCCGGCGGAUGAGUCGUCGCCGCGUCCAGUCAUCAGGAAACGCAGCCACAGCAUCUCACGACUGCCCAUGUCGACCAAUCGGCCGACGGGUGGGCUCACUAGAAGUGCCACAGUCAUCUCGUAUUCGCCGAGCAAGAAAGAGCGGCAGCAAAACAGCUUCGAGGCCGCCCUGGCUGAUCAUGCGGAGGGAGAGAGUCAGCGUGCUGGCUCCGUUCCACCAGAGACGCCAUCCAAGUCUGAUGCUGGCUGGUCAGUUGCCGGAACACCGGCGAGGACUCCCAAGCGAGACGUGGAUCCGGCCUUGUUGCGUGGAGCAGUCGUGUUUGUUGACGUGCAUACGAGCGAGGGCGCUGAUGCCAGUGGCAUCUUUGUUGAGCUCUUGACUCAGAUGGGUGCGAAGUGCGUCAAGAGUUGGCCGUGGAACCCCAGCAGCCCGCCUCCCAAGGAUGGAAACGGAAGCAGCACGUCGAGAAUUGGCAUAACACACGUUGUCUACAAGGAUGGCGGGAAGCGAACCAUGGAGAAGGUUCGCGAGAGUGGUGGUGUGGUGCAAUGCGUCGGUGUCAGCUGGGUUCUUGACUGCGAGCGUGAGAAUGAAUGGCUGGAUGAGGCGCCGUACUAUAUUGACACGGAGCUCGUCCCUCGGGGUGGCGCCCGUCGCCGCAAGAGCAUGGAGCCCAAAGCUCUGGCCAGCCUCAAUGGGGUAUUGAUGUCGACGCCCGCGAAGACUGGCCACUCGAACCAAGCACGGGAGUGUCACACUGCGCCGAGCACCCCUGCCAACCGGCGUGACAGCGGCCUGUGGAUGCGCACUCCCGAGGACGACCCCAGCCCGCAGGACAAGGAUGCUGAGGGCGAGGAUGAAGACGCCGAGUGGGACAUGUCGGGCAUGCUCACACCAGUCCCCAAGACACCGGCGCCAGAGAUGAUUGCCCGGUUUGCGGCGGACGUCACGCCCGACACGCCGUCUGAGUUUGACGACGACGAGUCUGUCGGUGCGUCUCGAGAAGAGUUGAUGAUGCGGACGUGUCCUCCCAAGUCGAGCAAGUACCAGGUGAUGGGUGCCGGCAUCCUGUCACCCGAAAAGGACCAGGGCGUGAUGAUGAGGUUGAUGGCUGCCCGGCGCAAGAGCCUCCAGUUUGCGCCCAAGAUCGGCAGCCCGCUGGCGAGGACCUGGAACUAG
This is a messenger RNA of Thyridium curvatum, 3585 nucleotides long. RefSeq lists its product as uncharacterized. Bases 1 to 3585 code for a protein of 1194 amino acids. Gene Ontology annotation, biological process: mitotic cell cycle. The record is from RefSeq and is a predicted model, not a curated record. The transcript has 2 exons. Lineage: Eukaryota; Fungi; Ascomycota; Sordariomycetes; Thyridiales; Thyridiaceae.